Messenger RNA from Prunus armeniaca (apricot), 999 nucleotides. NCBI's taxonomy places the organism in Eukaryota, Viridiplantae, Streptophyta, Magnoliopsida, Rosales, Rosaceae. The record is from the annotation of a GenBank genome assembly.
AUGAAGGAAAUGAACUUAGAACUUUCUGCCCGACAGAUUUCUGUCCUUGAUCAGGACAACCAAAGGUUGCAGAAUGAUAUUUGCAUGUUGCAAACCUUAUCAUUUGGACUUCAAGAUGCUGUAGAGAAGAAAGAUGCCGAGCUGAGCAGAUUGAGUCACUUGGAGAUGGAAAAUGAGUCACUUAAAACUGAGAUAGGGAAGGGUGAAAGUGCUGAAUUGUAUGAACUCAAACAAUCAGAGUCUGCCGUUAUGGAAGAACUGUGCUCAAAAAGCCAGGAGUUGCAGAUCUGUCUUAGCAAAACUAAUACACUGAAGGAAGAGAAUGUUCGCUUCAGGGAAGAACUUUUGUCUCACAAGAAAAGCAAGGAUGAAUUCCUCACCAUGUCAAAUGUGAACAGUAAGAAGUGCAUUGAUUCAGUGGAAACUGUGGAUUCAGUGAGUAACAUAUUACGUAAUAUUUUAAAGGGCGAAGGUUUCAUCAUUGUGGACAAAAUGUUUCAAGAAAUAUGUGAAACUGGAGAGAGAAUAUCUGAGUUCAUAGAGCAGGUCGAUUGCUUAGAGAGCCAUGCUAAGGAGCUGGUAUCUGAAAAUUUGUCUCUUCAGGCUGAAUUACUAAGGAAGGAUGACGUUCUUAAAGGAUUGUUAUUUGAUCUGAGCAUGUUGCAGGAAUCUGCAUCUAAGAAUAAGGAUCAACAAGAUGAAAUUGAGGCUUCUUUGGAGGCUUUAGAAGAUGAGCUUUCAGCAAAAUCAUGCGAGCUUGGUCAGGCCAUUGCUAACAGCCAAAUGCUUGAAACUCAACUGCAGGAGAAAACAGACGUAAUCUCCACUCUUGAGUUGGGUAUAUUGGAAGAGCGCGAGUCUGUAAAAUUGCUGUCCAGUGAAAACCUGGAGCUGAGAGCUCAUAUGGAAGAUGCUUUGGAAGCAAAGUAUUCUGUCGAGAAGGAGUUGACAGAGAGACAGAAGAUAACUGAGAGCUUGAAAAUGGAACUCCUGGAAUGA